Molecule: messenger RNA, 2141 nt
Organism: Medicago truncatula (barrel medic)
Lineage: Eukaryota; Viridiplantae; Streptophyta; Magnoliopsida; Fabales; Fabaceae
Product: sorting and assembly machinery component 50 homolog B
Exons: 5
Coding region: 1-1725 (574 amino acids)
Cellular component (GO): outer membrane
Source: RefSeq, a predicted model, not a curated record
AUGAGGUCGCGUGUUCGAUCCACGCUCACCGCAAUUAGCUUUUUUAAUUUCUUGUCCGAAAAGAAACACUGCUAUUCAUUUUUUUUUCCCCUUCCCUUUCUUUUUGGUGCGUUGCUUCUACUCACUCACUCCACUUUCAUCUCACAACGAGAACAUUCCAAAACCGAUCGAAUCAUGGAAAAUUCACCAAACCCUAACAAUCCCAAACCCAACGAAGAAGAAAUCGACGAACACGAAAACGAAAACGAAGAAGAAGAAGAUGACGAAGACGAUGUUCCACAAUCCCCACUCUCCCGUCUCCGCGACCAAAAAUUCAAACUCGAAACCCUAUCCCGACGCCUCUCAUCGGAGCUAGUUCCAAUCCGAGUCCACGACGUGAUAAUUCGCGGCAACACGAAAACCAAAGAUUGGGUGAUCGAAGCUGAACUCAAGGGAAUCGAAGAUGUUACCACCAUGCAGGAGCUUAUUCGUGCAUCGGAGAUUGUGCUUGCUAGGCUUCAGAGUCUCGGGGUUUUUGAAUCUAGUAAGAUUAGUCUUGAGCCUGGACCGGUUGAGUUGCCGAAUACUGCGAAUGUUGUUGUUGAUAUUGUUGAGGCUGCUAGUAGAGUUUCUGGUGAAUUUGGUGUUUAUACCAAACCCGCGACUAGUUCUUGGACUGGUGAAGGUACUAUUAAGUACAAAAACUUGUUAGGUUAUGGUGAUCUAUGGGAUGCUUCUUUGGCUUACGGUGCAAACCAAGCAACAGAGGUGAGUGUAGGGUUAUAUGCCCCUCGACUUAAAGGAACUUCAAAUCCCGUUGUAGCACGACUGUCCAUGCUUUCCCAAGAUUGGCAGGAGUUUUCUUCGUACAAAGAGCAAUUGUUGGGCAUGUCUCUUGGCUUAAUCUCAACAAAGCACCAUGAUUUGACAUACACUUUUGGAUGGCGUACCUUAACGGAUCCAUUGCAAAUGGCAUCCAGGUCUGUAAGAAGGCAGCUUGGGCACGGUUUGUUAUCAUCUUUGAAGUAUACGUUUAAAAUUGAUAGGAGAAACUCACCAAUUAGGCCCACAAAAGGACUUGCCUUUGUUUCUACCACUCACCUUGGUGGCCUUACACCAGAUAAUCGAAGCUUGCGGUUUCUGCGUCAGGAGUUUGAUGCUCGGUAUGCUGUCCCUUUUGGGUUUUAUAAUACAGCACUGAACCUAGGGAUUUCUGCUGGUGCUAUUUUUCCAUGGGGACAUGAUUUCAUGAAAAAGCCAUCUCCCCUUCCUGAAAGGUUUUAUUUGGGUGGUGACUUCUCUCCAGUUUGUACCCUAGGAGGACCAAUGACAUUGUGGGGAUUUAAAACUAGGGGAUUAGGUCCUGCUGAACCACGAAGACAAAGCAGAGAUGUAUUCAAUGAUGACAAUAGUGAUUCCUCUAAAUGGGACUCCGUUGGAGGAGAUCUUUCUGUUACAGCUUUUGCAGACCUCUCGUUUGAUCUUCCAAUUAGGUGGUUAAGAGAACACGGGGUCCAUGGUCAUGUUUUUGCUGGUGCUGGGAAUACUGCUAAAUUAACUCAGAAUGAAUAUAAGCACUUCUCUCCUCGGAGGUUCCUAGAAUCCUUCCGUUCAUCAGUGGGAUGUGGAUUUGUUGUUCCUACUAGUCUUUUCCGCCUAGAGGCUAACUACUACUACGUGCUCAAGCAGACUGAACAUGAUCGUGGUAAAAAUGGAUUUAGGUUCAGCUUCUCAGCUCCUUCAUAGAGGCUGGUUUGACAACUGAAAUUCUUUCCUUUCUAUGUAGUUCUCAAGCAUCAAACAUUGUUGCUCUCUGUCACUGGAUGGCUAGUUAUUUUCAUUUCCUUGUCAUUUAAAAUCCAGACUGAAAAUUAAGAAAAGGCAUAGUUUCAGAUUUGGGGAUUUUUAGGAAUUAGGUUUUUGAAUUACCCUGUGGGGGUCAUAACAUGUAGCCGAUGCUCAUUGCAUGGCUGAGGCAAAUGAAAUUCGAAAUUUGUGCACUCAUUUACUGCUACAUAUGAAGAGGCCUCGAUUUGGCAUUGAGAACUCUCAAACUUUGUUUGUUCAGCUUAAAUUGCAAAUAACUCCUAACAUUGAUUGAGGUCAUGCUUGUGCUUAUUGUUAUGUAGUGUACAUGUAUGUAUGUUUGAUGGGUGCCUUAA